UAUUUUUGUCUUUGUGUUAGUGGUUUUAAUUUUGGUAUCUUAAUUAUAGCAUCUUUUUGAUUUCCUAUUCACGCCUGAAUUCAUCAUUCCAAUACGUUUCUUCUCUGUUUUGUGUUCGAAUGGAGGCUUUUCGUUUCUUGGUGUUAGUUGGCGAUAGCUCUAGUGGUGUGUUCUUGGCGGAGGGGAGUCAGCAGAAUUCGGUUGGCGGUUGUCACGGUUUGGAAGACUUGUGGUGCAGUGAUGGUGGAUGGCGGCGGUGUUGGCGGUCGGCGACCUCAGCGGUCUGGUCCGGAGAUGGGUCGGCAAGUCAAGGUCCUCGAAUCAAAGACCGGGAGAUCCAGAGGUUUUGGUUUCGUUACCUUCAAGGACGAGCAACCAAUGAGUGAUGCUAUCGAGGGGAUGAACGGCCAGUCCCUUGAUGGGCGUAACAUAACAGUUAACGAGGCUCAGUCUCGCGGAAGCGGCGGCCGCGGUGGCUGUUUCCGUGGUGGACGUUGUGAGGGUGGCGGCGAUGGGGGCUAUAGCCGCAGGGAUGGUGGUUAUGGUGGCGGUGGCUAUGGCCGCAGGGAUGGUGGUUAUGGCAGCGAUGGCUACAGCAGAGGAGAUUUGGAUUUCAUGUUCAACUGCAAGAUUUGGAUUUCAUGUUUAACUGCCACUGCUCUAAGGAUGACCAUUGCCUGA
Molecule: messenger RNA, 681 nt
Organism: Ipomoea triloba (trilobed morning glory)
Lineage: Eukaryota; Viridiplantae; Streptophyta; Magnoliopsida; Solanales; Convolvulaceae
Product: glycine-rich RNA-binding protein-like
Exons: 3
Coding region: 241-681 (146 amino acids)
Molecular function (GO): RNA binding
Source: RefSeq, a predicted model, not a curated record